CUGGUGUCCAAGCAAAUACAACAUCCAGCCUCCAAUCACACUGACCUCUCCUUCGUGUAGGAGCUUAGAAUAUGGAUAAGGCCGGAGAAGCUGAUUUGGAUGAUUUGGAAACAGUGGAAUAUCUUGAGGACAUGGAGGACAUGGAGGAUAUAGAGGCUACGAAAGCCAUUGAACCUUAUGAAUCUGCUCCACCCUACCCAGGCCAUCCAGCAGAUUACAUAGAAAAAAACAUGACCCACAACCCAGGAUACAAUUCAUCUCCAUAUCCAAACAUUAAUAUGGCGUACACCUCGUACCCAGAGCCAGGAGUUAAUCCAAACUAUCAGGGAGCUUCCAAUCAAGGGAUAUAUCCUCAAAUUAACAGUCCAAACCCUGGGAUGUAUCCUCAAGUGAACAGUCCUAACCCUGGGAUGUAUCCUCAAACUAACAUUGUAACAACCACAGUGAUGCUUCCCAGCCUGCGUGAUUUACCCGCGCAGACCAUGUGCCCUCACUGCAAGCACCGGGUGAUCACUAUAACAGAUCACUACUCUGGACUCAUGGCCUGGCUGGCCUGCGGCUGUCUCGCCCUCAUCGGGUGCUGGCCGUGCUGUCUGGCACCUUUCUGGAUGGAUUCAUGUAAAGAUGUUGAGCAUCGCUGCCCGAACUGCAACAAAAUCUUGUCUUUCUACAAGCGCCUGUGAUCUGCAUUCAGACACGUCCCUCUUAAGUCUCUGAUUUGAAUGCAUCUAAUGGGUAUAAGGCAUUAAAUUCCAGGUGAUUUCAAAUAAUAAUUACCAAAUCCAACUAUUACGACACAUGUAGUAAGGCUAAAUGAUAAGUGUUUACAUUGUAUGUAAUAUUUAUUCAAAUAUUUAUGGGUAUAAAUAUUGUAUGAAGUAGAAUAUUCUAUCAUUGUUUUAAAAUUUUACAUUCAGACCUCCGCCUGUAGACCACAGUUAUGUCUCGGAUAUAUACGGUCUUAACUUUUUAAUGUAUCCUAAGUAUGAAACUAAAGUUUAGCUUUGAUGUCAGUCUGAUGUUAAGGUUAAUGCAUGUUAAAUUUGUAACAUUUACAAGCUCAUGACGUAACACUGCAUUGCUACGGCACCCAGCUCUCUUUACCUCUUAGCUUUAAUUUUAUUAUUAGCCUCUCUUGCAUGAAAGGUUUCGGGGGGUUAACAACUGUUAUUAUCAUUAUGCGUCGCUCGGUAGAUGGUUCAAAGAAAUUAAACUUAAUAUAGUGAAGUCAAUUGUCUGUAGAAUGAGUUAAUGAAGCUUAUUGGAUUUAACAGCUCAACAGUCAUUUUGAUUCUGUCCGAUUACCUGCUGUUCGGUUUUCUGCAAUUUAGGCUCUUUGGCAAAUUAACAAUUUGAUCACAUUCGCAUUAUGAACUCUUCAUUUGCGUUCACAGGGAAGUCAGCGAAUGUUUCUAGAUUCGAAAGGGGCGAAAUAGGCUUGAAAUGUGCUUUGGGCUUUGCGGAAAUGUGCAACAACCGUUUUAAUGAGGGUUCACUGGUAAACUUCAGUCUAGUUUAUACAUUAUUUUGCUCAAUAAAAUCAAGCAGUGAGGAUCAUUUGCCAGCAAAGUAGUAUCUAAAAUCAUUUUACGUUCUAUAUUUAAAAAUAAAAUCUACAGCUGUGUGCAAUCUACACAAGAACCAAGAGAGGGCGUCAUUUACUACUUUAAAAAGCACACGGAAGCAAAUGGUUACCAUAUUA
Messenger RNA from Puntigrus tetrazona (Sumatra barb), 1702 nucleotides. RefSeq names its product lipopolysaccharide-induced tumor necrosis factor-alpha factor homolog. The record is from RefSeq and is a predicted model, not a curated record. Gene Ontology annotation, molecular function: zinc ion binding. NCBI's taxonomy places the organism in Eukaryota, Metazoa, Chordata, Actinopteri, Cypriniformes, Cyprinidae. The transcript is spliced from 7 exons. The coding region runs from base 72 to 683 and encodes 203 amino acids.